Messenger RNA from Formica exsecta, 1724 nucleotides. RefSeq lists its product as uncharacterized. The transcript is spliced from 5 exons. The record is from RefSeq and is a predicted model, not a curated record. NCBI's taxonomy places the organism in Eukaryota, Metazoa, Arthropoda, Insecta, Hymenoptera, Formicidae. Bases 441 to 839 code for a protein of 132 amino acids.
UAUGAAUGUUAUGCGUGUAAUUGAAUGUUAUUCGAGAAAACCGUUAAAUGUGCGCGUAUAGUACACUUGCAGAUCGGCUUCUGUAAUGUACCGCCUUCAUCCACUUAACUCUUCAAUUAUUUCAUCGACUCGAUUCGCAAGGAUGACGCUCAACGAUUCAUCCUACACCUAUAAAAGGAAAGAUAUUGUCAGUUGCUUAUGAAACGCGCAAUUUCUCAUCGACGACUCUCACGUUUGAGACAUCCUAUACUCAGCAGCGGAUUAAGGACUCCCUCUCUUUUAUACACUAGGCCCCGGAUGUGGGUCCAUAGUGUGCUACCUAACGAACGGUCUUCGUGCAAAGAGGACGCGGCGGCGGCGGUUCAGUAUUCAGUCGACGAGAAGACGCUGCAUCGCGAGGAUCAACAGGUGCGAACGAACGUCCGUCGCCGGAAAACAGCAUGGGGAACAUAUACGUCUGCAGCCUGCUCGCCGUAUUCGCUACACUUUUCGUCGCGGUGCAAUGCGGCGACAUAAUGCGCAAGAGCAUCGUCUUCGACAAGAAUACCCCGGAUGUGUUUUAUUGUCCGCAACACAAACCGAUCGGUUUCGAGAAAAUGCUGGUCAAGGCGAGACCGCUCUCUAGGCUUUGCCAAUUCGAGGGUCGCCCGAUACCGGAAGAUUACAAGAGUGACUGUUAUAACGACGUGGACGAAACUGAGUACGCAUGCAAGGAAAAGUACAGAAUUAUGAUGAGGCUUCAUCCGCCGGGGAGCGACACACCUUAUAACGGGACACGCCUGUACAAGUUCUUGGCCUUCGACAAGGAUUUACCGUACGCGCGAAAGAAUCAGGUGUAGAGGAGAGCGGCCGUGCCGCUUCAAGGACGACGGUAAAUUCAUGUCAAUGAAUGCGAUUAAAAAUGUUUGCAACGGAUAUUUGCUACGUUAUGAAUUUUAUAUGUUGAGGAUGCAACAAAAAAAAUAUCGCCUCGUUCCUAUAAUCCAAUUAAUGAAAAUUGCGUCCCAAUUUCGUACAAUCGAUCGGGCCGGACCCGCUUGCUAAUCGCUUAUAUUUAUGUUACCACUUAUUCCUGAGAUUCUUUUGUGUUUUAAACGAUUUUAACGACAAGAUACUGAUAACUUUGAUGACACACGAUGCGAGAAUGUUUUCUGGGGAUAUUUUGAAUAUUGAGAUUGCAAAUCUCUUCUUUUAUCUAUUUUUAGCAGACUCAUCAAUUUGGUAAGACAAGGAUUUGUUUCGUGUUGUUAAAAACAAAUUAUUAUAAUUAAAUUUAUCGAUUUCUCUCUAAAAAUACUUUAAUUAGUUUUUAUAAAAUUAUUUAUUUUCAAUUUGGUUUUCUAACUUGAAUAAUAGUAUUUUUAUAUGAAAUUUUGUUUUUUUUGUUUUUGUUAUAAAAAAAUAGCUACAAAUAUUUGUUGUGUCAUCAAAAUUAUCGGAAUUGUGCCAUUGUAACGUUCCUAUUCGCGGCUUAGUUUAAACGGGCCUUUUUUUCCAAACAAAGAUUAUUUUUGUAAUAUGGUUAAAAAUCGUUUUGUUUGUAACUUAUAUAGGUAGAGAGUAAUAUAUUUAAGGAUAUAUAUAUAAAAUCCAUUAUUGUAGAUUAUUAACUGUAAUCAAUAAAUGUGAAAAAAGAUAUUUAAUAUUCGACAUUAUAUUAUGACAAUAAUAUGUAGACAUACAUUUAUCAGAAUAAUAUACAAGUGAGAGAGAGAAAGAGAAAA